Aspergillus candidus is the source of this 3890-nucleotide messenger RNA. RefSeq lists its product as uncharacterized. Lineage: Eukaryota; Fungi; Ascomycota; Eurotiomycetes; Eurotiales; Aspergillaceae. The record is from RefSeq and is a predicted model, not a curated record. Gene Ontology annotation, molecular function: protein binding. The transcript has 4 exons. The coding region runs from base 86 to 3835 and encodes 1249 amino acids.
GCCAGGGAAAUCAUUCUGGUCGUAUUUCUGUGAGGGUUUGAAAGGCCCAAUUGUUAUCACAACCCGGAACAGAGGGGUGACAUCGAUGGUGGAGGAUAGCAAUGUUCUUCAUGUUGCACCGAUGAAUAACGACCAAGCGAUAGCACUGUUUGAGAAGAAAUGUAAUGUGCAAGCUGACAGAGAAGAGGUUAUCCAGCUUGUGACGGCCCUGGAUUUCAUGCCGCUGGCGAUUACGCAAGCGGCAGCCUAUGUCAAUCGUGAAUCGCCAAACCUGUCAGUCCCACGGUAUCUUGAAUUGAUCCCUGGGUAUAACAAAGUUUCUACCACCUGGCAACUGUUAUUUAACCAUGUACGAGAAAUGCAGCCGUCAGCGGCAGAUUUGUUAUGUGUUAUGAGUUUCUUCGACGCAGAUGGAAUUCCUGGUUACGUUUUUCGUCAGAAGGGGACAGGGUUAAACAUCAGAGAUUUGCCUACCUACGACAAAGAUAGGGCAAACAAUGGCGGAGAUGGAGAGGCGAGCGCAAGUGAACCUAGUGGGCUUGAUAUCCUUGAAAAUGACAUCUCGCUGUUGGAAAAAUACUCAAUGAUAUCCGUCAGCGCAGAUGGAUCAAAGUUUGGGAUGCAUCGGCUUGUUCAAGGGACCACACAGAAUUGGCUGGAAGACAACGGGCAAUUUGAAGAAUAUAAGGAGCGUUUUAUCCGAAUACUUUGGAGCAACUUUCCAGCGGGGCGUUUGAGAAACUCGUCAAGGUGCGAAUCGCUAUUUGCUCACGUGCUAUGCGCGGCUGCACAACGCCCGAACGCAGAAGCCUCUUUAGGACAAUGGGCAUCUUUACUGCAUGAAGCAGCAUCGUUUGCGAUGACCCGAGGAACUUACGCUGAUAGCACAAAAUUGGCAGGGGAAGCUUUCUCCACCAGAACGAAAUUAUUUGGCGUAAGGGAUGAGCAGACACUCAAUAGUUCCCAAGUCCUGGCACUAUCAUACAGUCUCGAGGGCCGAUGGAAUGAAGCCCAAGAGUUACAAGAGCAUGUGAUGGAGACUAGCAAGCAGGUUCUAGGAUCAGAGCAUCCUUUCACUCUGACUACUGCGAGCCAUCUCGCAUCUACAUACUCACAUCUAGGGCAACUGAAGGAAGCAGAAGAGCUUCUGACUCUGGUAAUGAACACGAGCAAGCAGUUGCUAGGACCAGAGCGUUCUGGUCCUCUACCUACUAUGACUGCUGUCACAUCUUCACACUGGAACCAAACACAAAUCAAAGAGGCCGAAGAGCUCCUGACACUGGUGGUACAAACCAGCAAGCAGAUCCUAGGGCCAGAACAUCCCAACGCUCUGCUUAGCAUGGAUAACCUCGCUUCUCUAUAUAUGAGCCAAGGAAACUGGACGGCGGCCAAACAACUGCUGAUGCAGGUGAUACAGAUCAGAAGACAGGUCCUGGGGCCAGAACAUCCCAGCACUCUGCUGGGUAUGGAUAACCUCGCAUCUCUAUACAUGAGCCAAGAAGAAUGGACGGCGACAGAACAGCUGCUGUUACAGGUGAUAGAGAUCAGAAAGCAAGCACUGGGACCGGAUCAUCUCGAUACUCUACAGAGUAUGAACAACCUCACAUCGGUGUACGUACUACAGGGAGAAUGCAAGGUGGCGAAAGAGCACCUGAUCCAGGUGAUAGGGACCAGCAUGCACGAGCUAGGGUCGGAUUACGCCAACACUCGGAUCCGAAAGGAUAUAGAGACACGAGUAAUGAACACUCACGAUGAAGUGCUAGAGCUCAAACAUUCCAGACCUCUGCUUACUAUGAACAUGCUCGCAUAUCAGCGCAUGAACGAAGGACAAUGGGAGGAAGCAAAAGAGCUACAAAUGCAGAUGGUGGUUAUUCUGGACUCAUUAAUAGAGACUCGAGAGGAGGGCUCGGAUUCAGCCACUGAAAAUGACUCAGUUUUUUCUGCCUCGGUCUCCCACCCCAGCGCCACUUCGUUGGAAUCAAGAGGACGGGAAAUAAAUUUGCUGCUCGUUCGCGAGUUUGCAACCUUGCUUUUUGACGAUGGCACUCUGUUCUCGCUCCUCUUAGUCGGCAUAUCAGAACAACGGAUUGGAUUUGAGAGGAUGCGAAACAACUUUCGGAGGUUGCUGAAACACUUCGCGAACAAUCUCAAGGUGGACAUCCACAGUGAAUUGCACCAAAACUUUAGGAGAUUUGUAAGUUCUUAUUCAAGGAUGAUUACCCAGGAACUCUUUGCCAUGACACCCAUCGGCAGAGAGCAUGUUACUAGACUUCUCGUUCCAGAGGCAGUAGAUGGGACCGCAUCAGUGAAAGACCGCGCAGUCCGUGAAAAGAGAGUGGAAAAUUAUCUUCAAAGUUUACGCGGGACUGGCCCAUUUCUUCCAACAAAUGAAGCAACAACAGUACUCAAUCGUGAUGACGAGGAUAGUGAUCAAGACUCCGUGGCAGAGGAAGCCGGCGAAGAUGAGCCAUAUGAGGGAUCUUUACCGCAGUUGGACCAAGUGAAGAGCUUCAUUUUGGAAAGCGUCGCCUACCAAAUGUUUCGUCGCCGGCUCCAAGAAUUUGUCCAUCCCUCGUUGUACUCUCGGCUUCGGGAUCUGGUGACACAAUGGACUGAUCAAGACGACAGGCGCUGUGGCGAUACUGUGCGUUAUAAUUUGCAUAACCUUGUCUCGGAUCUGCAGCACGUGAAUCCCCUUGAGGUUCGAUUUGACAUUGGCCAUGGAAGUUCUCGAUUCGUCAAGUUUAUCAGUCCCUAUCAGUAUUUAGUUGAGCGCUGGACCGGGGAGCAUUGGGAUUGGUGGCCAUUUCCUCCCUGUCAGAGACCACUGGAAGAAUCAGAAACACGGUUACGAUGGAAGUGUGAAUGUGGUGAAGAGCGAUGGGCAGAAGUGCCAAAAACAUUUGCCAAACGCCUUCAGUCUAUAAUUAGAAGUCUUCCCACAGGCACUACCGCAUGUGAAGAUUUGCAACCUCCUCCAGUGACCCAAAUUCGAUCUGACUCGCUCCCUAGUAGCGCUUCAAAUAAUGAAAUCUCUAACCAGGCACCUCAUCAGGGUCAUGGAAUUAAGCAGGCACUUGGCUCAUCAUCGGAUCCUUCAAUUCAUCAUCGACUACCGGGACCCCAGACCAGUAACUUUGACAUGAGUCUCACCCAGCACCGCGUCCUCUUGGUCGUUAAAAGUGGCCACAACUAUAGGCUCGCACAGAUUCGCGUGAGCAGUUCGAACCAUAAUACCUUUUUCGGCACUUUGAGAGAAGAAUAUUUCCGCCUAAGAGGUAUGAUGCGAAGCUGGUUCAGUGUUUGGAGGUACAACCAUUGCGAGUUUUACGAGUUCGAGAAGUUCGAUGACCACCUUUUCGCACCCAAAACCAAGAAUGCGUUCCCUAGCCACAGGAACACCGAAUAUGAGUAUCUGCCAAGACCGAUAGACAACAUUCCCCCAAUAAGUGAACAUGCAUUCUGGUGCAAAUUUUACGCAUGUCACAAACCACGACCAUAUCACCUCCACCACAAAUGUAACCAGCGGAGGUCUCAUUCCAAUGAGAUGCUAAAGUCCCUUCCCAAAAAAAAGACCGAACUAGAAGAAGGGGGCGACAAGCGAGAGUACUUCUGGGGGAUCUAUGCAUGUGAAAACAUUAGUAUACGUUGGAUCAUUUUCUACAAUUUUCUCUGUGUUUCACCUUUGCUAGCAUUCUUCGUGGCACGGAUCAUACCACAAGGGCACGGCACGGAUUUGCAAAACCCGUCUAUCCCGCUUUCAAUGAUGUGUUCGAUGCUUUCUCUCUUCUGGAGUGUAUAUCUUAGCAGUCUACAGUUUGGCAGGUCUCAUUGAAGCCGUGUAAUGGGUCUUUUUUGUGUUUAGGGUCCCUUGCACCCGGGUAGUGUGA